UAUAUUGUCGCGACGGGCAGAGAUCCGGCGCACACAAGAGGGAAAACGCUCCUUCUCCGACUGCCGCACCGGCACGACGUGGGCAGCUUCCUGCCGAACAUUCCGCCAGCCGGAAGGACCGCUGCGGCAGGGCGGGACUGACGCGACUCCGGCCAGCGAUUGGCGGAUCCAACGGGGAAGUCCCACCACUCAGGCGACGACGGAGGAGGAUAAAAGGGCGCGCUUCCGGCCGGGAAGCGGAAGAGAAUAUCGUGGCGUCAAAACGGACUCCGUGCGUGUUUGCAGCGAUUCGCAAUCUCCGAUCACGACGGUAACCUCACGCCCCACGCUAAUUUCUCUCUCUCUCUCUCUCUCUCUCUCUCUCCCUCUCUCCAGGAGGCGUAAGCGCGGACGAGACCGCCGGAUAGUGAGAGUCGCACACACGGAGGACGCCGGCCCGGGAAAACCCCCGCCCCGCCUCGGGAAUCCCGCCUCCGCCACGAGUCGACUCCGCCGGCCGUCACACCUUCACAAAACCCCGCACUCUUCCAUUUAUAACACGUUCACCUCACCCUAGCCACAAUAAAGCACCGUCUGCAACCAUCCUUCGGUCUCCUGUGGGUCUGUACGCCGCCCUUCCCCGGGCUAAUUCCUCACAACUGGUGGAGGAUGCGGGCAUAGUACAGACCCGCCUACUGCAAAACAAAAAAAACAAACAAAAAAAAAAAUAACCAAACAAACAAAAAAAAAAUUUAUAAAUAAACCCGAGAGAGAGAAAAAAAAAAAAAAAAAAAAAAAAAAAGGGGGGGCCCCACAAAAUGGACCCCACCCUGCAACACCUGCUGGAGACUAGCCUCCAGCAGCACGCCGUGACACAGCAGCUCGCCGAAAGCCUUCAGGUCGCCACACAGACACUGAUCGCCAUGAGGACUGAGACCCCCGCCGCCUCCACGCCUCUCCCCGACGCAACCAGCGAGAUCCGCCGCCUACUACCCCCCCUUGGCCCCGAAGAGGACCUUGAGGCGUACUUCGAGACCUUCGAGAGUAUCGCCCGCCGGGAGGGGUGGGACCGUGACGACUGGCCCCGUGCCCUUGGUCCCCUGCUCACGGGAGAGGCCCGAACAGCCUACUAUGCCCUCGAGCCGGAGGAGGCUACGGACUACCUGGCGAUGAAGGAGGGAGUCCUGGCGUGGUGUGGCCGAACCCCUGGCCAGGCAGCUACUGAAUUCCAUCGUUGGGUUUAUCGAUCAGGUGCUCGACCACAUUGCCAGAUGAACGCCCUCCUCCGGAUCACCAAACGAUGGCUCCGACCGGAUCGGCAUACCGCCUCGGAGGUGGCGGAGAAGGUGGUGGUCGACCGUUUCCUGAGAGCGCUACCCCGGGCAGAGAGACAGGCCGUGGGGGCCCACGCCCCAACUACGCCCCAGGAACUCCUGACUGCCCUGGAGCGAACCUUGGCCACCCUGGAGCUCGACUCCGGGGAGCAGCAGCACCUCGAUCGGCCCCUCGGUGCCCAGGGCCCCCGGUCUGACCGCCAGACCCGGCCCCGCAUCUGGAGGAACCCACAGAGGGCGCCCACUUGUGAACACCCCCGAGACGAGCCCAUGCCUACAGAGCCGGAGAGGGAAGCCGCCCGGCUGCUUACAAAACCAUGGCUGGCAGGCUGCGCCCUCCAUCAGCAGCAACCGCCGGAGGCGCCCUCCGUGACGGUGUGGGUCGAAGGGAGACCGGUAACCGCCCUACUGGACACCGGGAGCACGGUGACCCUUGCCCAACCCUCCAUCCUGCCUGAGGGGCGCCGACCAAGUGGGACGCUUACCGUGACAUGCGUCCAUGGGGACACCCGGGAGGUCCCCUCAGCUGAGGUCCAGAUCCGGAGCGAAGCCGGCACCUGGCCCCUCCAGGUCGGAAUCAUCCCCGAACUCCCCGUGCCCCUCCUCCUGGGACGAGACUGGCCAGGAUUCCGGGUGGUACCGAGAGCCGAGUCCCGGAGACCGCGGCGGCGGGGGAAGGGGAUCCCAACCUGGCCGGCCUACCUGGCCCAGGACGACGGAGAGGCCACCUCAGAAGGUAAGACCCCCCAAACUACUAACCCUCUGUCAUCUGUCUUUCCCCAGGUAAACCGGGAGGGAAAGUUCGGCCGGGAGCAGAAGGAGGACGACCGACUGAAGCACUGCUGGGCCCAGGUACGGGUGAUAGAGGGGGUCGACCAGAGCCCAGACCUGAGGCUCCCCACAUCGUACUUCCUCGUCCGAGGGGGGCUCCUGUACCAAUGGGCCUGCCGCCGCGGGGAGCAGGUGGACCUACUGGUGGUGCCCCGAGCCAAGACAGCCGUCUUAUUACACCUAGCCCACACCCAUCCCCUCGGCGGCCACCUGGGGGCCCGAAAUACCCUGGAGAAACUGCGGGACCGCUUCGUGUGGCCCGGGAUGGACGCGGAGGUCCGGACCUUUUGUCAACAGUGCCCGCAGUGCCAACGCACGGCCCUGCGGAGGCCCCCGCCGGCGCCCCUGAUACCCCUGCCCAUCAUCGGCGUCCCGUUUGAGCGAGUGGGCAUGGAUCUCGUGGGGCCCCUACCCAAGUCGGCCCGGGGCCAUGAAUACAUCCUGGUCCUGGUCGACUACGCCACUCGGUACCCUGAGGCGGUGCCGCUCCGCAAGGCCACCUCGCAAAACAUCGCCAGGGAGCUGGUACUCCUCUUCAGUCGAGUGGGGAUCCCCAAGGACGUGUUGACCGACCAAGGUACGCCGUUUGUCUCGAAGCUAAUGGCGGAUUUGUGUCGUAUGUUACAGGUGAAGCACCUCCGGACGUCCGUCUACCACCCCCAAACCGACGGACUUGUUGAAAGGUUCAAUCAGACCCUCAAGCGGAUGCUGCGCCGGGUGGUGGACGAGGAGGGGAGGAACUGGGACCUCCUCCUCCCCUACGUACUCUUCGCCGUUCGGGAGUGCCCCCAGGCGUCCACGGGCUUCACGCCCUUCGAGCUCCUGUUCGGGCGGCGGCCGCGGGGAUUGUUGGAUGUAGCCCGCGAAGCCUGGGAGGAGCAACCAUCCCCUUUCCGCUCCGUCGUCGAGUACGUGCAGGACAUGCAAGCCAGGAUUGACAGGGUGGGCCCCAUCGUCCAGGAGCACAUGCUGGCGGCGCAGGCGGAGCAGAAGAAGGUAUACAACCGCCCCGCACAGCCCCGGGAAUUCCAGCCGGGGGACCGGGUCCUCCUGUUAGUGCCCAGCAGCGCCUGCAAGUUCCUCGCCCGGUGGCAAGGUCCAUACACUGUCCUCGAGCGCCGGGGCCCAGUCAACUACCGCCUACAGCAGCCCGGUAAGCCAAAGGACGGGAAGCUAUACCACGUAAACCUGCUGAAAAAGUGGGUGGAACCAACCCCGGUGGUGUCGGCGUUCGCAGCCCAGGACUCGGACCGGGGCAAGGGUACCUUGGUCGGCUUCGGGGAGGACCUCACCCCCACCCAAAGACAGGAGCUUACCGAGCUGACCGACCAGUUUGCAGAUGUGUUUUCGGCUGCCCCGGGAAUGACUCAGCUGGUCCAGCAUGAAAUCAAGACUCCUCCCGGUGUAGUGGUGAGACAAAGGCCAUACCGCAUCCCCGAGGCCCGGCGCCAGGCCAUCGAGGAGGAAGUCAGUCGCAUGCUGCGGGACCACAUCAUCGAGGAGUCCAGCAGCCCCUGGUCCAGCCCCAUCGUCGUCGUGCCGAAGCCGGAUGGAAGCAUGAGGCUAUGCAAUGACUUCCGGAGGCUGAACCAGGUGUCGGAGUUUGACAGCUACCCCCUCCCCAGAGUGGACGACCUGAUCGAGAGGCUGGGGAGAGCCCGGUUCAUAUCGACCCUGGACCUCACCAAAGGCUAUUGGCAAGUGGCGCUCGCACCGGAGGCAAGGCCUAAGACAGCCUUUAGCACGGCCACCGGCCACUGGCAGUACCGGGUUCUCCCCUUUGGGCUGCACGGGGCGCCCGCCACGUUCCAGCGGCUAAUGGACAUCCUCCUGCGACCCCACCGACAGUUUGCCGCGGCCUACCUGGACGACGUGGUCAUACACUCCUCCACCUGGGCUGACCACCUGUUCCACCUCAGGGAGAUCCUGAAAGCCCUCCGGGAGGCCGGCCUGACGGCGAACCCAAAGAAAUGCCACCUAGGGCUGACGGAAGCCCAGUACCUGGGAUACCGCAUCGGACGGGGGAUGCUGAAGCCCCAACAAAAAAAGAUCGAGGCUGUGAAGGACUACCCACGUCCGACGUCGAAAAAACAGGUACGUGCCUUCUUGGGAUUGGCGGGCUACUACCGCAGGUUCGUGCCUAACUUUUCUGCUGUAGCCUCUCCCCUCUCAGACCUUACAAAGAAGGGCCAGCCAGACCAGGUGAGGUGGACAGCCGAUGCGGAAAGGGCCUUCCAGGCCCUAAAAGAGGCCCUCACCAGCGCGCCGAUACUCCGCAACCCGGACUUUGACCUCCCGUUCACUGUACAUACUGAUGCUUCCGAGACCGGGCUGGGCGCCGUCCUCUCCCAGACCUUCGACGGGGAAGAACACCCAGUCCUCUACAUCAGCCGGAAGCUGUCCCCGGCCGAGAGGAAGUAUGCGGCGGUCGAGCGGGAGGCACUAGCAAUAAAAUGGGCCAUCGAGGAGCUGCGAUACUAUCUGGCGGGCAGGCACUUCAUCCUCAUAACCGACCACGCCCCCCCUGCAGUGGAUGGCCAAGGCGAAGGACACCAACGCCCGGGUAACCCGCUGGUUCCUCGCCUUACAAGACUUCUCUUUUCAGGUUAAGCACCGGGCAGGGGCCCAGCAUGGUAACGCGGAUGGGCUCUCACGACGAGACGCCCUCUGGGCCCACCACCGAGCGGCAGUAGGCUCGGAGCUGGGGGGGGGUACUGUCGCGACGGGCAGAGAUCCGGCGCACACAAGAGGGAAAACGCUCCUUCUCCGACUGCCGCACCGGCACGACGUGGGCAGCUUCCUGCCGAACAUUCCGCCAGCCGGAAGGACCGCCGCGGCAGGGCGGGACUGACGCGACUCCGGCCAGCGAUUGGCGGAUCCAACGGGGAAGUCCCACCACUCAGGCGACGACGGAGGAGGAUAAAAGGGCGCGCUUCCGGCCGGGAAGCGGAAGAGAAUAUCGUGGCGUCAAAACGGACUCCGAGGCGUAAGCGCGGACGAGACCGCCGGAUAGUGAGAGUCGCACACACGGAGGACGCCGGCCCGGGAAAACCCCCGCCCCGCCUCGGGAAUCCCGCCUCCGCCACGAGUCGACUCCGCCGGCCGUCACGCCUUCACAAAACCCCGCACUCUUCCAUUUAUAACACGUUCACCUCACCCUAGCCACAAUAAAGCACCGUCUGCAACCAUCCUUCGGUCUCCUGUGGGUCUGUACGCCGCCCUUCCCCGGGCUAAUUCC
Messenger RNA from Ictalurus punctatus (channel catfish), 5382 nucleotides. RefSeq lists its product as uncharacterized. The coding region runs from base 798 to 4754 and encodes 1318 amino acids. Lineage: Eukaryota; Metazoa; Chordata; Actinopteri; Siluriformes; Ictaluridae. The transcript has 2 exons. Gene Ontology annotation, biological process: proteolysis; DNA integration. Gene Ontology annotation, molecular function: nucleic acid binding; aspartic-type endopeptidase activity. The record is from RefSeq and is a predicted model, not a curated record.